Messenger RNA from Danio aesculapii, 10877 nucleotides. It is a transcript of the gene dock3, whose product is annotated as dedicator of cytokinesis 3. Gene Ontology annotation, biological process: small GTPase-mediated signal transduction. NCBI's taxonomy places the organism in Eukaryota, Metazoa, Chordata, Actinopteri, Cypriniformes, Danionidae. Gene Ontology annotation, cellular component: cytoplasm; plasma membrane. The coding region runs from base 416 to 6649 and encodes 2077 amino acids. The record is from RefSeq and is a predicted model, not a curated record. Gene Ontology annotation, molecular function: guanyl-nucleotide exchange factor activity; small GTPase binding; GTPase activator activity. The transcript has 54 exons.
GAAGAUGGCGCAGCACCGGCGCUGAAGAGUCUCCCAUUCACACCGUUAAAAAUCACGGAAAAUCGUAUCGAUUGCGCGGAAACGAACCCCGCGCGCACGCGACUCGAGAACCGCUCAAGGUUAGUUUGUCCUCGCGCUGUUCAGUCGGAUUCCUGCGUUAAAUCACGACUGCCCGAGUCAAUGAAAUAAAUAAAUGAUCGUCUCCAUCCUCAGAUGUUGCUGCCGCCGCAUCCAUAACGGGAGAUUCGGACGCACGGAUGGGAAACCUGAGCUGACGUGUGAAAUAUGUCGAGUGUUUGGCGAAACACACGGCUGUGAUAUAAACACGUCUGAUCGUCGGCUUCAACUUUAAUGUGUCAUCGUACAUGACAUUUAAAACAAACUCUUCUGAUAUCUUGGUUAUUUUACUGGGAUCAUGUGGACAACGACCGAGGACGAGAAAAUUGGAGUGGUGGUCUGUAGCUUCCGUGGAUCUGUGUCACAUGGUCUGACUCUAGAGCUCGGAGAAACGGUUCAGAUUCUGGAAAAGUGUGAGGGAUGGUAUCGAGGAUUUUCCACCAAGAAGCCUUCAAUCAAGGGGAUCUUCCCGGCCGGUUACGUCCACUUGAAGAAGGCCGUCGUCAGUAACAGGGGGCAGUAUGAGACGGUGGUCCCUCUGGAAGACCCCAUCAUUACAGAGGUCACCUCAACUCUGCAGGAGUGGUCAGUCCUCUGGAAGCAGCUCUAUGUGAAGCAUAAAGUGGACCUCUUUUACAAGCUUCGUCACGUGAUGAACGAGUUGAUUGAUCUGAGGCGACAACUGCUUUCAGGCCACCUGACCCAGGAUCAAGUCCGUGAAGUCAAACGACACAUCACUGUACGACUGGACUGGGGCAAUGAACAUUUAGGCUUAGAUCUGGUGCCCAGGAAGGAGUUCGAGAUGGUCGAUGCGGAUCAGAUCAGCGUUUCUGAUCUCUACAAAAUGCACCUCUCCAGCAGACACAGCGUCCAGCAAAGCACAUCCCAGGAUGGCGGAAGACAAAGACACGGGGAAACGUGUCGAAUGCCCGUGCCGCAUCAUCUCUUUGUCAACCUGAAGAGCUUCACGUACAACACUAUCGGCGAGGACACAGACAUCUUCUUUUCUCUGUAUGACCUCAGAGAGGGCAAGCAAAUCAGUGAGAAGUUUAUGGUCAGACUCAACAAAAAUGGUGGACCAAAAAACCCGGAGAAGGUCGACCGCCUUUGCGCACUCUUUACGGACUUAAGCAACAAGGACAUGAAGAGAGAUCUGUACAUCGUGUCUCAGGUCAUCAGGACGGGACGGAUGCUGUUAAAUGACUCGAAGAAGGGCCCUCCUCACGUCCAGUAUCGGCGGCCGUACGGAUGCGCUGUUCUGGCCAUGAGCGACGUCCUACAAACCAUCUCUGAACUCAAAGAGGAGAAAGACUUUGUGCUCAAAGUUUACACGUGUAAUAAUGAAAAUGAGUGGUACCAGAUUCAUGAGAACAUUAUCCGCAAGUCCAGCACCAAAUACACCGCUCCCAGCACCAACUACGGUCUGAUCAUCUCACUGCAGCUGUUGAGAGGCGACAUGGAGCAAGUGCGCAGGGAAAACCCCAUGAUAUUCAACCGCGGCGUCGCCAUCACACGCAAACUGGGCUUCCCUGAUGUGAUCAUGCCAGGUGACAUUCGCAAUGACCUCUACCUCACGCUGGAGAGAGGAGACUUUGAGAGAGGAGGAAAAAGUGUUCAGAAGAACAUUGAGAUCACCAUGUAUGUGCUGUACGCUGACGGCGAGAUCCUCAAAGAGUGUAUUAGUCUGGGCUCAGGAGAACACAACAUCAGCGAGUACCGCUCUUUCGUUCUCUACCACAACAACAGUCCGCGCUGGAGUGAAGUGGUCAAACUGCCCAUCCCUAUCGACCGAUUCCGGGGGUCCCAUCUGCGCUUUGAGUUCAGACACUGUUCAACAAAAGAUAAAGGAGAAAAGAAGCUUUUUGGCUUUGCGUUUACUCCGCUGAUGAGGGAAGACGGCACAACACUGUCAGAUGAGAGUCACGAGCUUUACGUCUACAAGUGUGAUGAAAACACCACCUUCAGUAACCACGCGCUGUACCUGGGCCUGCCCUGCUGUAAAGAUGACUUCAACGGCUGCCCGAACAUCCCGUCCAGCCUCAUAUUCCAGCGCAGCACGAAAGAAACCCUCUGGAUAUCAACGCAACUCUCUUCCACCAAACUAACCCAGAAUGUGGAUCUGCUAGCUCUGCUGAAGUGGAAAGCACAUCCAGACCACGUGAUGGACAUUUUGGGGAGGCUGCGUCACGUCUGUGGAGAAGAAAUCGUCAAAUUUCUUCAAGACAUCCUCGACACGUUGUUCUCCAUUCUGGACGACAAUACGGACAAAUACGGACCUCUGGUGUUUCAGUCGCUGGUGUUUAUCAUCAAUCUGCUCCGGGACAGUAAGUUUUAUCACUUCCGGCCUGUGAUGGACACCUACAUCCAGAAGCAUUUCGCUGGAGCCCUUGCUUACAAAGAGCUGAUUCGCUGUCUGAAGUGGUAUAUGGAUCGGUCAGCAGAAGUUGUGCGACAGGAUCACAUCCAGGAAGCCAUGAGGGCUUUAGAGUACCUCUUUAAAUUCAUCGUCCAGUCACGGAUCCUCUACUCUCGGGCCACUUGUGGGAUGGAGGAAGACCAGUUUCGAGCCAGCAUACAGGAGCUUUUCCAGUCCAUCCGUUUUGUUCUCAGCCUGGACAGCCGCAGCUCAGAGACGCUCAUUUUCACCCAGGCUGCCCUGCUCAACUCAUUCCCAGCCAUUUUUGACGAGCUCCUACAGAUGUUCACAGUACAGGAAGUAGCAGAGUUUGUGAGGGGAACUCUGGGAAGCAUGCCUAGUACGGUUCACAUCGGACAGUCCAUGGAUGUGGUCAAGCUGCAGUCCAUUGCUCGAACUGUGGAUAGCAGGCUUUUCUCUUUUCCAGAAUCAAGGAGAAUUCUCCUUCCUGUUGUUCUCCACCACAUCCAUCUGCAUCUGCGGCAACAGAAGGAGCUUCUCAUCUGUUCAGGAAUCCUGAGCAGCAUCUUCUCCAUUAUUAAGAGCAGCUCACUGGAGAGCUCUGUGCAGGAGGAGGUGGAGAUGAUGGUGGAGAGUUUGUUGGAUGUGUUGUUGCAGACACUGUUGGCCAUCAUGAGUAAAUCUCAGUCUCAGGAGGCGGUAAGAGGACAGCGCUGUCCACAGUGCACGGCUGAGAUCACUGGAGAGUAUGUGUCCUGCCUGCUGUCUCUCCUGCGCCAAAUGUCGGACAUUCACUUUCAACACCUGCUGGACAACUUCCAGAGCAAAGAGGAGCUGAAGGAGUUUCUGCUGAAGAUUUUCUGUGUGUUCAGAAACCUGAUGAAGCUCAGUAUUUUCCCGCGUGACUGGAACGUCAUGCGACUGCUGACCAGCAAUAUCAUCGUGAGCACAACCCAGUAUCUGUCGCCUGCUCUCCAUAAAAGCUUUACAGACGCUGACUUCGAUUUUAAGGUGUGGAACUCGUACUUCAGUCUGGCUGUGCUGUUCAUCAACCAGCCUAGUCUACAGCUGGAGACUCUGACUCCGGCCAAACGGAAGAAGGUCUUUGACAAGUAUGGUGACAUGAGGGUCAUGAUGGCUUACGAGCUGUUUAGCAUGUGGCAGAAUUUGGGUGAGAAUAAGAUCCACUUCAUACCAGGAAUGAUCGGCCCGUUUUUGGGUGUGACGCUUGUACCGCAAAACGAAGUCCGAAACAUAAUGAUCCCCAUCUUCCACGAUAUGAUGGACUGGGAACAGAGAAAGAACGGCAACUUCAAACAGGUGGAGGCGGAACUGAUAGACAAACUGGACAGUCUGGUGUCUGAAGGCAAAGGAGACGAGAAUUACAGAGAGCUCUUCAGUUUGCUAACUCAGCUGUUUGGGCCGUACCCCAGUCUGCUGGAGAAGAUCGAGCAGGAGACCUGGAGGGAGACGGGCAUCUCCUUUGUCACGUCUGUCACACGCCUCAUGGAGCGACUGCUGGAUUACAGGGAUUGCAUGAAAGGUGAUGAGACGGAAAACAAGAAGAUCGGUUGCACGGUCAACCUGCUGAAUUUCUACAAGUCGGAGAUUAAUAAGGAGGAGAUGUACAUCCGAUACAUUCAUAAGCUGUGCGACAUGCACCUGCAGGCGGAGAACUACACAGAGGCGGCGUUCACCCUGCUGCUGUACUGGGAGCUGCUCCACUGGGAGGAAAGACCACUCAGAGAGUUCCUGCAUUAUCCAGCGCAGAGCGAAUGGCACCGCAAAGAGGGUCUCUGUCGUAAGGUCAUCCACUACUUCAACAAAGGAAAGUGUUGGGAGUAUGGCAUCCCGCUGUGCCGGGAACUAGCCUUUCAGUACGAGUCCCUGUACGAUUAUCAGAGUCUCAGCUGGAUACGGAAAAUGGAGGCGGCGUAUUAUGACAACAUCAUGGAGCAGCAGCGACUGGAGCCCGAGUUCUUCAGGGUGGGGUUUUAUGGGCGGAAGUUUCCUUUCUUCCUCAGGAAUAAGGAGUUUGUUUGUCGGGGUCAUGACUAUGAGAGGCUUGAAGCCUUUCAGCAAAGAAUGCUGGGAGAAUUUCCUCAAGCCAUCGCCAUGCAGCACCCGAAUCAACCAGAUGAGGGCAUUUUACAGGGUGAUGCCCAGUACCUCCAGAUCUACGCUGUGUCUGCAGUUCCUGAAAACAUGGACGUUAUUCAGAUGGACCGUGUGCCCGACCGCAUCAAGAGCUUCUACAGAGUCAACAACGUCCGACGGUUCAGAUAUGACCGGCCAUUCCACAAGGGUCCCAAAGACCGGGAGAACGAGUUCAAGAGUCUGUGGAUCGAGCGGACUACACUAAUCCUCACUCACCCUCUGCCUGGCAUCUCCCGCUGGUUUGAAGUGGACAAGCGAGAGCUGGUGGAGGUCAGUCCACUGGAAAAUGCCAUUUAUGUGGUGGAGAACAAGAACCAAGAGCUGCGCACCCUGAUCAGUCAAUACCAGCACAAACAGCUGCACGGAAACAUCAACCUGCUCAGCAUGUGCCUGAACGGCGUAAUUGACGCCGCCGUCAACGGAGGAAUCGCCAGAUACCAGGAGGCGUUCUUUGAUAAAGAGUACAUUAGCAGUCACCCAGAGGAUACGGAGAAGAUCACCCAACUCAAGGACCUGAUGCAAGAACAGGUCCACGUCCUCGGUGUGGGUUUGGCCGUGCAUGAGAAACUGGUGCACCCAGAAAUGCGUCCCCUGCACAAGAAGCUGAUCGAUCAGUUCCAGAUGAUGAGGAGCAGUCUUUGUCAUUGUUUCUAUGUGGCCCUGCAGGGCCUGCCCGGUCUGGAUAAGCUGAGUCCAGCCUGCUCUGGAGCGAGUACCCCACGCGGCAUCCUCGCCACACACAGUCCCAUGAGUCCUGAGAGUAUCAAACUCAUGCACAGACACAGCCCUCUGAAUGUGUUGGGCUCUGUCCGACAUUCCUCCUCUUCUCUCUCCUCUCACACCUCCAGUGAGACAGGAAACCUCCUCAUCAUGACGGACAGUAUGAUGGAGCACCCAGAGGACCUUUAUCGCAUGCAGCCCAGUCCAUCAUCAUCCAGCUUGAGUUCGACGCAUUCAGCUCCGUCUCAGAUGAUCAACUCGGGGCACGGCAGCAUCAGAGUUGGGUCCCCAUCACUACCUGACAGAUACAGGCACAACCGGGAGGUGUUGAUGCUUCUACCACCGCACAGGGAUCGGCCCAGUAGUGCCAUGUACCCCAAUAUAACCGAGAAUGGACAGGUGCCUACUAAUCAUCAGAGGGCUCUGUAUCAUCAAGUCAUUGGUCCCUGCAAACCUUGCAGUGACCCCAAUCUUUCCGUGGCUGAUAAAGUGCUGACGGCUCCCAGCAGUUGGAGUUUGGACAGUGGCACCAGAGACACUCUGCCGUUCCUCUCUGCUCAUGUCGGGAGUGUGAUGGCCCCACCUGUUCCCCCUCGCACCCUUCCUCCCGGACACUUCUCGAUGCACUUUGAUGCUUUCCACCACCAGAUCAACGAACUCCCUCCAGCUCUCCCCGCGCGCUCCUUAAGAAAGUCACCCCUGCACCCUAUACCUGCCUCACCCACCAGUCCACAGUCGGGCCUGGAUGGCAGUAACUCCACCUUAUCCGGCAGCGCCAGCAGUGGUGUCUCCUCCUUGAGCGAGAGCAACUUCGCCCAGUCCUCCUCUGAGCCUCCAGCUCGAGCCGACACCUUGGACUCGAUGCCGAGCAGCCAGGCCUGGACCACAGACACGGAGGAGGCCGAGAGUCCCUAUCUCCCCGUACGCUACAGCGUCUCCGAGCCUGAAGUUCUGGACCCUCUCAAGCCCGCUCCAUGCCGUAGUCACUCCGCCCCGUUGGGUGUAACCCCAGGGAUACCCUCUGAUGGCCACCACCACCAUCACCUCCAUCUCCACCAUCACCACCCACACGCAGUGCACAUCACCCACCCUCACUACCACCACCACGAGCCUGCACCUGCACUGCCUCCCAAACCUUACCUGAGGGAAGGGUGCAUCCCUGAGGAGGACCUGAGGCCAGUUCCAAGGCCUAUGCCCCGCAAGAUCUCCCAGCCUCUGCUCACUAACAAGGAGGAACAGGCCAAGGUGGCCUGGGAACAUGGCAUCAGUGAAGAAUAGACAAAGAAUAACCUGGACUGUUGGCUUUGGCAUGAUUUGUGGUUGGAUUUUGGGAAAGUCCCAAAACAAUUAUUGAUUUGAACCUUCUCUGCUCCCAGUAUACCCAGUGUAGGUCUUUUCAACCUUUUAAGAAGUGCUUGCCAUGUUACUGAGCUUCUACAUGCUAGUGAGAUGUUUUGUUUUGUUUUGCGCUUAGUGGUGGUUGGUUGGGAGUUGCACAGGAUCCUUGAAUUCAAACUGCUCAUAGAGCCCAAACUACUCCCCCUCGUUGGUAUCUUGUUUGGGUUCUACAGAUAUGAUAAGUUGUAAUGGUACAAAGAGAUCAACAAGGAAGCACAAACUGAGAGUUCGAUGGUUUUCAGGUGUAUCGUGUACUCAGAGAUAACACUUGUCAAUUUGAUAACUUCUAAACAUUUCAUUAUGGUCAUUGCAAUAGUUCUGACAUCAUACACUUUCAGCUUAUUUGUACGGUUGGGUUGAACUCAGAGCUUAACCUUCGAGCACCAAAAACCUUAGUUUUGCCUUUUUUUUCAAAGGAACUCAUGUUAUAAUUUAGAAAGAGCUAAAACAGUGGAUCUGUGGUUUGUUAAAUAGUGGACACAUCUGAAAUUUAGUUUGACUUACAUCUCACUAGCCCACGUAAGGAUGAAUUUCAAACGAUCUUUGACGAUGUGCUCUUGGACUAAGCAUGCUCAUUUCUCCUGACAGCUUGCUUACAUCCCAAUCCAACGCAAAAGCCUCAGAUGAGGUUUUAUUAAUGCAGCGGUUGAUAUAACAUGCUAACACUUCAUUACAGACCUAAAAACACUUAACAGAACGUCUGCUACCUCCUGCACGGUUGCGGGAAGCUUCUCCUCAGAGAGAAUCUGCACUGAUUUGACAGUAAGAGGCUUUUACAAUCUUCGUAAAGCCUCAUUACACCCACAAUAUUGUCGUGCUGCGAAAGCAAAUCAGCCACUCUCAACGCUACUACCCCGUUACGCUAAUAACACAACAGCCAAAGCGCUGUUAAAUCAAAGCCAUUUCACAGAUGUCUCCUCACAGUAAAGCGGCUUUUGGUCUCAGCAGGUUCCUUUGGGAAUUGAUUUGCGUUCCUCUGCGUUGACAGUUUUCAUAAAGAAGUCUAUAUUUUUAGAUAGAGCUGAUAUAAAAUUCCAAGACUUUAAUAUAAUUGUAUAGUAAAAGAAAUUGCAAAAAGAGUUAGAAUAAAUACAGCUUAGAUUAUAUCAUACAAUAUAUUGCUAUGAAAGAUUAUAUCACACAUUUUUAAAGGUGGAGAGGUUUCAUGGGUGUGUUUUAUGUCGUGAGUUGAGUGGCUUACAGAUACUGAUGGAUGCACAUUCGGUACCUGAUGGUGUUUGCAUAUUUACGUCUUAAGACUUGAAAGUAAAUGUUAUUUAAAAAGCUAAUUUAUAUGUGCAAUGUGCAUGUUCUCUUCAAUAGUGGUGAAUAUUACCCUGCAUCACUUGAAGAGAGUGUCUGGUAGAGAUAUUGUUUUUAUUGUAUAUCUGCACAUCUUCAUUAUGUCACAAUAAACGUAAUUAUAUCUCAUUUCAAAUCUUGUGUCAGACAGGCAAGAAUCUGCUGACCGCUUGCUGACGUUUACAACGGAAAUCAAAAAAGCAUGAAAGUCAACGGAGAGUAAAAUGAACGUCUAGUAAAGCCCCGCCCACAGUGAACCCUCAUUGGUUCAGAAUUUUCAUCUACAUAAUUGUGUUGAACAUCAAAUAAAUUUUAUCAGACCACAUUUUGUAACAAAUUUCGCAAAUAAAAUAUUGCGAAUAAUCACUAGAAACGCAUUUAGAGAAACAAAUAUCUGCUGUCCAAUCGUAAUGACAUUUUCAACGGAGAGUAAAAAUGAACGUCUAGUAAAGCCCCGCCCACAGUGAACCCUCAUUGGUUCAGAAUUUUAAUCCACAUUUUUUUGUUGAACAUAAAUUGUCAUAAGAAACUUAAUUAUAUCACAUUUUGUAACAAAUUUUGCAAAUAAAAUAUCAGAAAUUAUAAUAAUAAUUAAUAAUGAUUAAAAUAUCGCAAAUUAUCACAAGAAACAUAAUUAUAUCACAUUUUAAAUAUUGUGUCAGACAAACAAGAAUCUGCUGACCGGUUGUUGACGUUUUCAACAGUAAUUAAAAAUGCAUGUCUAGUAAAGCCCCGCCCACAGUGAAAUCUUGAUCAUAAUAAUGUUGAACAUCAAAUAGAUUGCUGUAAAGAAACUUAAUUAUACCACAUAUUGUAACAAAUUUCGCAAUUAAAAUAUUGCAAAUUAUCACUAGAAACAUAAUUGUAUAACAUUCAGAGAAACAAAUAUCUGCUGUCCAAUAGUAAUGACAUUUUUAACGGUAAGCAAAAAUGAACGUCUAGUAAAGCCCCGCCCACAGUGAACCCUUAUUGGUUCAGAACAUCAGAUAGUUUCGUAUUGGCUGGGAGUCAGACAGAAUGUCCAUGUUUAUUGUGGACAAGCUAAAUUUACAGGAGUUUUCAUUUCAUUUUUUAAAGUCCACCGUAAACUUUUAUUUAUUUGAUUAUGAAUACUGCCCAUUUGGCAAUAUACACUCUAAUUAAUGUUUCUUUCAUCCUAUAAUGUGGUUUAACUUGGUUUAAUAUCACAUACUUAUUAUAAAUAUGUACUUAAGGCUGCUCAUAGUAUGAACUGUACUUUAACUCCAAAUACUUGAAGUAUACGAAGGCAAAACGCGAGUUUGUAUGCAGACUUAAACAUGUUUCCAUGUGCUUUUUUUGUAAUAUGAAGGCUGUACUCUUCAGAUGCACAUUGAGAGACGCAUGCUAUCUGAAUAGCUGAUCAUCAUUGAAGGCUUUAUUUAUGGCCGGAGACAGCAAAUACACAUUCUGACAGAGCUCCUUGCCUAAAUCCAUCACAUUAAAACAUUAUGUGUUCUCUUCAUCAGAAUUGCCUGCUCAUUUGUACACGCUUCCUCUUAAAGUAAAACUGAUGUGUAGAUUAAUAUUUAUAACACUAUUUUUAUUGAUUUACUAAAUUAUGAAGACAUAUAGUGAUGCAGUAGAUGUGUUGUGUCUCCCGGGACAUAGAAAUGCGCUGACUGAUGAGUUAUUAAUCAUUAUUUAUAUGUAAUAUAAGUCAUAUUAAACAUCGAGUGAUCAGGGAAGGAACUGGAAUCUAUGCAAAGAUCGAGUGUUAUAUUAGAGAGAGUGUUGAGGUCUAUCUGUGACGGCCCAUUUCUGUGAAUAUUCGCACUGAUCAACUAAAGAAAAGCAUUAAUAUUUAUUGUUUUCAGCAUUUCUUAUUAUGGCUUUCAAGACAUUUUGCAUGUAAAUAUGGACUGACGGAUACUGUGCGUCUUGUAUUCAUUCACUAGCUCUCAUUUUGCUUGCAUAGCUAAGCAAAAAACUACAUUAAAGUAUUAUAAUCACGAGUCAUUAAUGCUUUAAAUAAAGGUUUUGGCUCAUUUGGCACAAGCAACCAUGUACAAAUAUUGAGUGUACAUAUUUUACAUGUUUGAUAUCUCGGCGAAGGUGAGCUGACAGUUUUAGGAUUCAGUUUGAGGGUGACGUUUUAUUUUGUACAUGACAAAAGUUGCCCGCAUCAGCGUUUCAAACUCAAUACUACACUUUAGUUCAUGUAGACAGCGUUGUGUGGAUUGCUAAUUAAAUACUGGGCUUAUUUUGCUGAAAUGAUUGAUGAUUUGAAUGAGGUGAAGGCUAAAAUUGGCUGGGUAAAUAGAAAAGACAAACAUGUUUUGGUCUGUACAUAUGGAAAGCUGAGUAGAAAUGGGGACUAAACACUCCUGGCCUGCAUUACAGUUCGUACCACACCAUGUCUGGCUUUAUUUUGUGUAUAUAAUCCUUCAAAAGCUUUGUAUUUAUAUGGUCAAGAGGGACAAAUCAUGUAUAGACUGAGAUUAAUUGUCUGCCUGGUACUUUCUGAUGUAAAUGUGUUUUUAAAACUAAACUAAACUGCGACAAGUGAAAAAAAGGAGAACAAAUCUUUCAAUGGCCUACUCACUCGUUAUUCUGUGUAUUUUGCAUUGGAAUCUGAAGAGCGUUUUGUUUUACCAUGCAGAAAUACGAAAACCUUUGUACGAGUAUUCUCAAAGUAUUUUUUCUGUAUAUAUUGUGCUAGCAUGACUCAAUGUGGUGUGGAUUUUAGAUGUAAAUACACACGUUUUUUUUUUCCUACUCACUUAACCGCUGUGACGUGUAAUUCAUUAAUAAUGCCUAAUAUUAAAGAUCAUGUUUUAUCAACUGA